AUGACUGAAACUUUGAAGUUAAGAGGCACUCUUUGUGGCCACAAUGGCUGGGUUACGCAAAUUGCCACUAAUCCUAAAUAUCCUGACAUGAUUUUGUCAUCAUCCCGUGACAAAACUCUAAUCGUUUGGAAAUUGACGAGAGACGAAACUAACUACGGUUUACCCCAAAAGCGUCUUUACGGUCAUUCUCAUUUCAUCUCCGACGUAGUUUUGUCUAGUGAUGGAAACUACGCCCUCUCUGGUUCUUGGGAUAAAACUCUGCGUUUGUGGGAUCUAGCUGCAGGCAAAACUACUAGACGUUUCGAAGACCAUACUAAGGAUGUGCUGUCAGUUGCUUUCUCAGUGGACAACCGUCAAAUUGUAUCUGGAUCUCGGGACAAGACUAUUAAGUUGUGGAACACUUUAGCUGAGUGCAAAUACACAAUUCAAGAUGAUGGCCACAGUGACUGGGUCUCAUGUGUCAGAUUCUCACCUAACCACGCAAACCCAAUCAUUGUAUCUGCUGGGUGGGAUCGUACUGUUAAGGUAUGGCACUUGACUAACUGCAAGUUGAAGAUCAACCAUCUUGGACACUCUGGUUACUUGAACACAGUGACUGUUUCACCUGAUGGCUCUUUGUGUGCAUCUGGAGGCAAGGACAUGAAGGCCAUGCUUUGGGACCUUAAUGAUGGCAAGCACCUCCACACCUUGGACCACAAUGACAUCAUCACUGCAUUAUGUUUCUCACCAAACAGAUAUUGGCUCUGUGCUGCCUUUGGACCAUCCAUCAAAAUAUGGGACUUGGAAAGCAAGGAGAUGGUUGAAGAACUCAAACCAGAAGUCAUCAAUGAAACUCGCUCUAAAGCUGACCCACCCCAAUGUCUCUCACUUGCCUGGUCAACAGAUGGACAGACUCUAUUUGCUGGAUACACUGAUAAUAUCAUCAGAGUCUGGCAGGUUUCGGUCUCUGCUCGAUGA
This is a messenger RNA of Pieris macdunnoughi, 957 nucleotides long. Lineage: Eukaryota; Metazoa; Arthropoda; Insecta; Lepidoptera; Pieridae. The record is from the annotation of a GenBank genome assembly.